Ziziphus jujuba (common jujube) is the source of this 1376-nucleotide messenger RNA. RefSeq names its product cellulose synthase-like protein H2. Gene Ontology annotation, molecular function: cellulose synthase (UDP-forming) activity; mannan synthase activity. NCBI's taxonomy places the organism in Eukaryota, Viridiplantae, Streptophyta, Magnoliopsida, Rosales, Rhamnaceae. Gene Ontology annotation, biological process: cellulose biosynthetic process; plant-type primary cell wall biogenesis. The transcript has 3 exons. Gene Ontology annotation, cellular component: trans-Golgi network; plasma membrane. The coding region runs from base 103 to 1224 and encodes 373 amino acids. The record is from RefSeq and is a predicted model, not a curated record.
AAGUUAAUUAAAUACUUGCCGAUUUCUGCACUUUGACAAUGGGUAUUCCUAUUAUUGUUAAUUUUAAGGCCCAAAGGACUUUCACUUGGAUUUUCUCAUUGGAUGUUUCCUAAUAUUUCUUUCCUAGAAAAUAUGACUGGCGAGGAAUUAGUUCAAGUUUUCGGAAGCUCACAGGAGUUCGUGGAAACAGCCGCUGAUGCUUUGAAAGAACAACCUGCAGAUCAUGCACAGGGUAUUAGGAAAUCCAUUGAAGCUGCUUACCAAGUUGCCGGCUGUAGAUACGAGUAUGGUUCUAGCUGGGGUUCCAAGGCGGGUUGGAUAUACGGAUCCACAUCAGAAGAUAUCCAAACUGGGUUGAGCAUCCAUGCAAGAGGUUGGAAAUCAGUAAUUUAUUUUCCGGAUCCACCGGCCUUUCUAGGAUGUGCUCCUACUAGUGGGCCAGAUUCUUUGACCCAACAGAAAAGGUGGGCCACAGGCCUACUUGAAAUCCUAAUCAGCAAAAACUGCCCGAUAAUUCAUACUCUUUUUGGUAAUCUCCAAUUCAGACAGUGUUUGGCUUACUUGUAUCUCCUGUGCUGGGGCUUCUGCUCGAUUCCUGAACUCUGCUAUGCUAUUCUACCCGCGUAUUGUCUUAUCACAAACUCUAAUUUUCUGCCCAAGUUAGAAGAAACAGCCUGUUACAUACCAAUUGCUCUAUUUGUCAUAUUCAAUCUAUACAAUCUGCAAGAGUACAUAGCAACCUCCCAGUCCAUCAAAGCAUGGUGGAAUAACCAGAGAAUGGGGCGGAUAAUAUCAACAAGUGCAUGGUUUUUUGGAGUAAUUAGGAUGGUACUAAAACUUUUAGGAAUAUCGGAGACAGUCUUUGAAGUCACACAAAAGGACCAGUUUGCGACCGACGAUGACAAUGAUGGUGUCGAUGCCAGAGCUGGAAGAUUCACCUUUGAUAAGUCUCCUAUUUUUGUGCCGGUGACAACCAUUUUGCUGGUGCAGUUGACAAGUCUGGCAAUAGGAUUGCUUGGGUUGAGACCACCGGCUGAUGGCGGGCAAGGGUCAGGGCCACUAGAGAUCGUUUGUAGUGUGUGGUUAGUGCUAUGCCUUUGGCCAUUUUUGAAAGGGAUGUUUGGGAAGGGAAAAUAUGGGAUUCCUUUAUCUACCAUAAGCAAGUCUUCUGCUUUGGCAUUGACUUUUGUAUACUUGUGUAGAAGGUCGACUCAAAUGGGUUGAUAAAUUGGUCAUGAAAUAAUAUAUAUUGAUGUACGCGUGCUUUCUCACAUUAAUUACAUAGAAUUAAUAUGGUUUUGUAUACACCAAUUAAUCAUUGAUCUUAUCAACUUUGAAUGAAUAUUUGUGUUUGAACUUUGGUGAAUGAAAUAUUA